AAUUUACAAAUUGAUAAGGACCUCGAAAUUUCUAGGGUUUGUGAUUCGUUCGGAUUCUAAUGGGGAAGAAGCGAAAAUCCGAGGCCACGCGGCUCGAUGAGGUUGAUCGAACCAUGUAUGGCGCGUUUCGAGGUGCUGCUAAUUCGCUCUCUCAGCUCUAUACACAUGCCAUGAAUCACCAGAACGUCUCUUUCCUAGCCGGUGAACGUCGCGGCAUGGAGAAACUUUACCAAUGGAUCGUGAGACAAGAAGAACAAGGAACUAGAGUAUCCACAGUUGAUAUUACUACCUACUUGCAGAAUGCGCUUGAAUAUGAACCUGAGGAGACGUCGAUACCACUCCCCAUGCAAGAGUUUCAUCAGCACCAAUUCGCUCCACCAAACGUAAAUACUUCAGUAGCUCAUGUUCCUUCAAGUCCCAUAGCACAACAAUACUAUGAUUGUAACCAAGAGAAAAUCUUGAUUCAACCAAAUGGUCUCUCAAGUCCGGUUCGAAGAACCCUUCAGGAAUUCAACUUGUGUGAGGCUGAGUCUGGUAAUAACCACAAUCCAAUCUCUACAGGUGAAGACUUAUCUUACUGAAAAAAUCUUAUUUCAUUUGCCAACAAAAAAUGAAAACAAAAUCAUUCCAUUGUAAAGUCUCAAUUGUUUGUGUGGUAAAGUAUUGUCUCAUGUAAUACACAAAACACUUGUUCCUAAUCUUUCAAAGAAAUUGGAUGAAUAUGA
Messenger RNA from Arabidopsis arenosa, 725 nucleotides. Lineage: Eukaryota; Viridiplantae; Streptophyta; Magnoliopsida; Brassicales; Brassicaceae. The record is from the annotation of a GenBank genome assembly.